This is a messenger RNA of Candidula unifasciata, 1599 nucleotides long. NCBI's taxonomy places the organism in Eukaryota, Metazoa, Mollusca, Gastropoda, Stylommatophora, Geomitridae. The record is from the annotation of a GenBank genome assembly.
AUGUCAGAAAAUCCAGAAAUAGCGGCAGCAGCUCCAGCUGCUGAGGGUGAGGACAAAAAUGUUAAAGUUGAUGGAGACGACAAUCAAGGCAAACCAAUGAAGACAGACUCUAAAACUUCCAGAGCAACUUCUGUAGAUUCAGAAGAUAGCCUAGCCAGUGACAAGAAGGAGGUAGAAGAGGUGUUCCAAGAAGAAAUUAUUCCAGAAUUUAGACUUGGGGAAUGGCGGAACAUGAGAAGAAUCAUUGCAGAAGAUCCAGACUGGACUCUAGCUACUGUUCCGGUGCUUAAAGAUCUUGUAGUGAAGCAUAUUGCUGACAAUUUUGAAUAUCACUCCCUCAGCCUAAAGAAACUAUUGCCCAAAUACCAGAAGAGAGUUCUAGCGAAAAUAUCCCCCAAGUUGCCUCUCAGUGUUACAGCCCUUCUUGUUGAAGAUGAAGACUACUGGGAAAGGUGCUGUCGGGCACGCUGGAAUAUCUGUGAUGUUUCAGUUUACGGAAACAGCUGGAAACGGAUGUACAUGGAGAAAAACUUGGAACAGAUUAUAGAACUUUUUGUGCCGCACACAACCGACUCCCAGGAAUUGGAUGAUACAGUAAAACUGUCAGCAGAAUUCAUUAAAAAGCUGGACAUACAGCAGCUUCUUCCACCAAUCAAAGAGGCUCACAAGGGUCCAGAUUUUGAUGAUCUUUCAGAUUCAGGUGAGAAUGAAGAUGAACCGCUAUGGGAUCAUUUUAAUUUCGGCCCACUUUUGUCAAAUUUGCCAUUUUUGGAGGAACUGCAUCUAACCUAUGGUGUUCGUGACUGUGGGAUGAACUUUGAGUGGAGUCUGUUUCAGUUUACCUCUAGGGAUUGCUUGCUGCUGUCUCAGUGUGUGGCAUCGUGCAAAACUCUCCGAGUCUUUCGUUUGCACAGAAGUAAAGUGGAUGAUGACAAGGUUCGAGUCCUGAUUAGUUCCAUCCUAGACCAUCCAAGUCUGGAGGUACUUGAUCUAUCUCACAACAUUAUUAGCGACAGGGGAGCUCGUGCCAUCGGGAAGUUUCUGACCAAUCACUCAAGGCUGACUAGGCUUAACCUCUGCGAUAAUCAGAUCCGAGUUAUGGGCGCUCAAGCCAUUGGCCACGCUUUGACAAAGAACAGUUUACUUGUGUGUCUGAAUCUUCGGCUGAAUCGACUGGGAGAUGAAGGAGGCCAAGCCAUCUGCAAGGCUCUUCUAAAGAACAGAUCCAUCAGGGAACUGCAUCUUGGUUCCAAUGAUCUUGCAGAGCCAUCUGCGCAUAUUUUGUCACAAGUUAUGCUCUGUAAUAAUGUCCUGAGAAAACUUGACCUGUCCUGCAAUCGUCUUGGCCCAGAUGGAGGCAAGCAGAUCCAAGAAGGCAUGGAAGCAAACAAGACUAUCAUCCACCUCGAUCUGAGGCUGACAGAGUGCGGACAGGAAGCAGAAUAUUGCGUCUGUCAGAUUCUCCACCGUAAUCAAGAAACAGACCGCAUGGAACGCAUAAUUAAUAGUGAAGCAGUGAAUUCUCAGUAUCGUAAAACAAAAUUUGAACCCCAGUCUACUCAUCGCUAUCGACUACCCCCAACAGCAAUAAUUAUUUAG